GCGACUCUCAUGCUGCACCCCAGCGGCAUCUUUCCCACGGAAUGCCCACAGCCCAGCCUAUCGCAGCUCUUCCUGGCUCUGGGAGGAUUCAUUGCCCCAUCGAAUGCAUCAACCCCCAAGCUCCUGGUGUCGAAUGGACGGCAUGGCUUUGCCGUGUUCCCGGCCUUCGGACAAUUGGGCUCGCAGUCUCACAUCCCCCACCCUGUCGGUUGUCCACGGUUUGCACCCCAUGGUCGGAAAUCUUUCCUUUUCCUGUUUCCUUCCCACAGACAACCAUCCCACCAUACCACCAUGACCGUCAUACGAGUUUAUGACUUGAUCGUACAACCGUAGCCCUGGCCGGCACGAUACCGACUGCUGCUGAACAGUCCAGACGCGGGAGGUUGACGGACACCGUCGCCUCCUGCCACCCGUUCCAUCGUCCCACGCAAUGGACGCCCCAGAGGUCGUGUCAGGGCCGGAACGGUCGUUGUCGCACAUGCUCCGCCGCCAACCUAAACUACAGAUACCACCUCCAGUCCACUCGCCAGUCGAGAGGACUGGCUCGUCCGGGACUGCGGGUGGGAGCAUGUAUGAAUUCUACAUAUCGAAAACCGAAGAUGAAAAGGAAACGGCUUCCGUUCGGCCGAAGUCAACGACAAUAUGGGGGUACCGCCGCAAGAGGGUCAUACUGUGUCUGUCCUUGGUUAUCGUUAUUCUACUCGCAACCAUCGGCGGAGGCGUAGGGGGAGGGCUAGCCGCGGCGAAUGCGCGAAGAGCCUCCAACUCCAACCCGAUGAUCCUCAUGAUGCCAACAACCGUAACGAUGAUGCCAACAGCCACGGGUGCAGUGCCAAGUUCCACCCCAACAGCCGAUGACCGCGAGAUAGCAUCCGACACCAACAUCAGAGUGCCCACGCGAGGGAUCAUCGACUUCGACUGCGGGAGGAUAUCCAUGAACCGCCAGGUUGUGACUCUGGGUACCUCUUCCUGGGGCUUCGACGUGAACUGCAUGAUGGACUACAUCGGCCCCGGCGUCGACCUUGCUGGUAUGACGGCCUACGCGUUCGGCGACUGCAUCAAGGCCUGCGCCAUGUUCAACAAGUUUGCACGCAACAACACCUGCCUCGGCGUGUUUUUCAAUGCGAACCUGACGACUAGCCUCCCCAUGCACAACGCGAAUUGCUUCCUCAAGUCCUACCUGCCGCAGAUGUCGCCUGAGCGGGACCUGGCUGCUGCGGCAUCGUUGGGGUCAUCGCCGCAGUUUAUGAAACGAGAUGGGGAUUGAGUCAAUUUGGAACGGCAUGUUGAGAUACCCGAUCGAGAGUUAGAGGGCUGUGCGUCCCGAACGAAGGUUGUAAUGUCCUGCCGUUGAUGAUCAUUUAAUGAACUGGCCGCUUAGUUUUAGUAGUGAUUGUUCAGUUUUGACAGUAUGUAGAGAAAAGCAUUUGACGCUAGAAAGUGCAGUGACCUUGUCUUCCACUUUGUCUUUCAUGACUCUCAAGCCACCAAAGUAUUCAAUAAGAAGCAAGGCAUGGCUGGCAGAAGUAUUGGCAGCAAUAGCCUCUUGUUUCCUACAUGACCAGUUUCAUGAACAUCCACCUUCACCACCCGCAAACCACAAACACCAAGCAACACUCCCACCCAUCUCCAACCGUCUCUCCCAUCCCAACCCACCUACAAA
Molecule: messenger RNA, 1663 nt
Organism: Chaetomium fimeti
Lineage: Eukaryota; Fungi; Ascomycota; Sordariomycetes; Sordariales; Chaetomiaceae
Exons: 2
Coding region: 431-1267 (278 amino acids)
Source: RefSeq, a predicted model, not a curated record